Messenger RNA from Mollisia scopiformis, 924 nucleotides. RefSeq lists its product as uncharacterized. The transcript has a single exon. The record is from RefSeq and is a predicted model, not a curated record. Lineage: Eukaryota; Fungi; Ascomycota; Leotiomycetes; Helotiales; Mollisiaceae. The annotation marks the transcript as partial.
CUUGGGCCGUGGGUUAGGUUGGAGGGAAUUAGUAUCUCACAGUUGCCACCGGGUGGGAAAGGGGUGGAGCCUGUCAAUGCACCUUCUUCGACGGAGAAGUACAGUGAUAGAUCAGGAUCUAUAGCUGCGCCAAGUCUUACGGGGCUGAUUACGAGCGUUUUGACCGAGUCGAUUCCGUUCAUUAAUGGUGUUGCGCCGAAAGAUGGAAGUACACCAACAUGGAAAGUCAAAGGUUCGCCGAAGAAAUAUGCAUCGUCAGAAGCUCCGGUUCAUCUAUCAGAGCGAGUCGUAUCAGGGAAGGAGUUGGAUAAGGUAGAUGGGAUGAGUCAAUUCAGUGCGGAUAGGAAAGACGAGACUUGGUUCUGCAGGAGGAGUUGUCAUAGGAAUGCUGCAGAGAAGGGAACUGCUAGCUGGCAGGAAUUCGUACACAGCUUCAAGGAACAUCAUGCCGAAACCGAGGAUGCGUUUACACCAACAGUCAUUGGGGCAAGACAAGCUAUGAGUUGGAAUACAAACGGGAUCGAAGUCAAUGUUCACGGGGGACAAUGGACCAAUAUCACACUGGUUUUGGAGGAGAUGAAGCAUAAGAUCGACCCCAAGCCGCUCAAGAACCGAACAUUUCCUGUUCUUCAGUUAUCGGCAACACUGGCUGGAGCCGAAGAGUUUCUUGUCGUAUCGAUACCCAUCAAUGAUUUCAACAAGUCACCCUACGCCGAAUAUGCAAAGGAUAAGAGCUUGGUCAUGGCUGCAUAUACUUCAGUAGAGCGAAUUCGAGUUCUUCCAAGCAAUGGCGACAUCGAAUGGAUUAUGGCUACGGCCUCAGAUGCUGGAGGUGUUCUGCCUCAAUGGAUGCAGAACUUGGCUGUUCCAGGUGCGGUUGCUAAGGAUGUUGAAAUGUUCUUGUCAUGGAUUCCGAGUCAGAGA